CGGCGCUGAGGCUGCAGCCACUGUCGUGGGCGCGGGGCUGCUCGGCGGGACCCGGAGGACGGGCGCCGGGGGAACCUCGCGCGGUGCCCGACGCCCAGACGAGGCACCGGCGUGGGCAUUGCACCCGAAUCGGGUCGCGGCCGCUCCAGCGAGAGCCCGCUUCCCGCUGGCGGGACCAGGCCGCAGGCCGCCCACCUGACCAUCCGUCCGUCCAUCCGUCCGUCCGUCCGGGAAGAUGAGCGCCUGCGGGAGGAAGGCGCUGACCCUGCUGAGCAGCGUGUUUGCCGUGUGCGGCCUGGGCCUCCUGGGCAUCGCCGUCAGCACGGACUAUUGGCUGUACCUGGAGGAGGGCGUGGUCCUGCCCCAGAACCAGAGCACGGAGGUCAGGAUGUCCCUGCACUCGGGCCUGUGGCGCGUCUGCUUCCUCGCAGGUGAGGAGCGCGGGCGCUGCUUCACCAUAGAGUACGUGAUGCCCAUGAACAGCCAGCUGACGUCCGAGUCCACGGUCAACGUCCUGAAAAUGAUUCGCUCGGCCACCCCGUUCCCUCUGGUCAGUCUCUUCUUCAUGUUCAUCGGGUUUAUCCUGAGCAACAUCGGACACAUCCGCCCCCACAGGACCAUCCUGGCCUUUGUCUCCGGCAUCUUCUUCAUCCUCUCGGGCCUCUCGCUGGUGGUGGGCCUGGUGCUGUACAUCUCCAGCAUCAACGACGAGAUGCUCAACCGGACCAAGGACCCGGACACCUACUUCAGCUACAAGUACGGCUGGUCCUUCGCCUUCGCCGCCAUCUCCUUCCUCUUAACGGAGAGCGCGGGGGUGAUGUCCGUGUACCUGUUCAUGAAGAGGUACACCGCCGAGGACAUGUACCGGCCCCACCCCGGCUUCUACCGCCCGCGCCUGAGCAACUGCUCCGACUACUCGGGCCAGUUUCUGCACCCCGACGCCUGGGUCCGCGGCCGCAGCCCCUCCGACCUCUCCAGCGACGCCUCGCUGCCCAUGAACAGCAACUACCCGGCCUUGCUCAAGUGCCCCGACUACGACCAGAUGUCGUCCUCCCCCUGCUGAGCCACACGGCCUCCUCCCCCACCUCCGCCCCCGCCCCCUGCCCGGACCCUGGAUGGCCAGACAGCCUCCCUCUCGCGGGCUCCCCUGCCGGCCUGUGUGCCCUGGAUCCGGCCCGUGGUGGACAGGCCGAGGCCGCCUCCAUGCUUAGCUGUUGUCACGUGGCCCUGUUGUCUCCCUGCUCCCCCCAGAAUGUCUCCAACUGCCCCGCAGUGGUGUCGGGAGUCUGGGGCCAGCGGACAGCGGGUUGGCCGAGAGCAUGGGGGUAGCCCCACCCCUUGAGUGCCAAUCGCUCCAGCCACUGUCCCCUUUCCUGGGGCAGGUGAGUGUCUGGCUGUGCAGUCAUCCCUGCACACCCAGCCUCGUGGCCCCAGGCCAAGGCCAGCUCCGGGACACCAAGUCCCUUCCGCACGCCCAGCUGGAC
Messenger RNA from Pipistrellus kuhlii (Kuhl's pipistrelle), 1484 nucleotides. It is a transcript of the gene CACNG5, whose product is annotated as calcium voltage-gated channel auxiliary subunit gamma 5. Gene Ontology annotation, cellular component: AMPA glutamate receptor complex; postsynaptic density membrane. The transcript is spliced from 6 exons. The record is from RefSeq and is a predicted model, not a curated record. Gene Ontology annotation, molecular function: channel regulator activity; voltage-gated calcium channel activity. The coding region runs from base 236 to 1063 and encodes 275 amino acids. Gene Ontology annotation, biological process: calcium ion transport; positive regulation of synaptic transmission, glutamatergic; neurotransmitter receptor transport, postsynaptic endosome to lysosome. Lineage: Eukaryota; Metazoa; Chordata; Mammalia; Chiroptera; Vespertilionidae.